Prionailurus viverrinus (fishing cat) is the source of this 2200-nucleotide messenger RNA. It is a transcript of the gene PSMC3IP, whose product is annotated as PSMC3 interacting protein. Gene Ontology annotation, molecular function: double-stranded DNA binding; recombinase activator activity. The record is from RefSeq and is a predicted model, not a curated record. NCBI's taxonomy places the organism in Eukaryota, Metazoa, Chordata, Mammalia, Carnivora, Felidae. The transcript has 8 exons. Gene Ontology annotation, cellular component: DNA recombinase auxiliary factor complex; condensed nuclear chromosome. Bases 932 to 1585 code for a protein of 217 amino acids. Gene Ontology annotation, biological process: meiotic joint molecule formation; homologous chromosome pairing at meiosis; meiotic strand invasion involved in reciprocal meiotic recombination.
GUUCCUUAGACAUGUGAAGACAAGUACGUGUUUCAAAGGCUAAUGAGAAUUUAGGUAACAGAAGGCUGUAAAGAUUAACACCAUGCUCUUCCUCUGGAGUGUUUGAGCUGCAGGGACAGCUGCUCUUUGGCCUUCAGCUGACCUCAGAAACUAGAAACACUUAUUUCAGGCUUUGUCCCAUUGGCCACUGUGGGCAGAAGUGGAAAACACCUGCCAGGUGUUGCCAUAAGAUUGACUCGGCCAACAGGAAACUUUUCUAACAAGCUUUGUGGCUUAACCGUAGCCCCGUCCCAACCCUGCCUUGCCUUGGCGUUCACACCACAGCACGUGUUGAGCGCCCCCUGUGUGCGAGGCCCAGUAACGGGCAAUGAAGGAUAUCGGUAUUGUCCUUCCAGAGUUUCUACGCAUUUUUGUCUUCCAACCACCCUCCUGUUAGUAUCUCUUCUUCCUAUUUUACAAAUGAGACCGACGAAAAGAGCAUCGGGCCGUGGGACAGGGCACGUCCCUGUGAGUAACUGGCUCUGUGAUCUUGAGCAAGUCGCUAGCCCAGCGGGAGUUGAUCCCAAGUUUUCUCCCCCUUGGAACACCGGCCCAGGUCACGGUGACGAGAGCUCAGCCGCUGCCGCUGGAAGCGGGGCUCGGACCGUGAAGGCGUGAUUUACUACGGCCUGCGUCCCGAGGAGCAGGGAGGGAGAAGUCCAGGGCAAGCGCCCCACCUCCGCUGCAUGGACCCAGAAGUGCGAGGGACCACGCUCGUACCCGGCUCCCGACAGCACUGACCUACGGCGCCCGGGAAGGGUCGCUUCGUUCCUCGCCAAGACUUCCCCUUCCGCCAAUCACCGCUUGCGGCCCGCCCUUCCCGUCGCCGGAAGCAGCCGUUGCCCCGAGCGACUGCAACGUCCGGCUUUCCAAGUUGGCGGCGGGAAAGGCCAUGAGUAAAGGCCGGGCCGAGGCUGCGGCGGGAGCCCCCGGGAUUCUCCUGAGAUACCUGCAGGAGCAGAACCGGCCCUACAGCGCCCAGGACGUGUUCGGGAACCUGCAGCGGGAGCAUGGACUGGGCAAGGCGGCGGUGGUGAAGGCGCUGGAGCAGCUGGCCCAACAAGGCAAAAUCAAAGAGAAGAUGUACGGCAAGCAGAAGAUCUAUUUUGCGGACCAGGACCAGUUCGACAUGGUGAGUGACGCUGACCUCCAAGGCCUGGACACCAAAAUCGUGGCCCUCACUGCCAAGGUGCAGAGCCUCCAGCAGAGCUGCCGCCACAUGGAGGCCGAGCUGAAGGAGUUAACUAGUGCCCUGACCACACCGGAGAUGCAGAAAGAGAUCCAGGAGUUGAAGAAGGAAUGUGCUGGCUAUAGAGAGAGACUGAAGAACAUCAAAGCAGCCACCAACCAUGUGACUCCAGAAGAGAAAGAGCAGGUGUACAGAGAGAGGCAGAAGUACUGCAAGGAAUGGAGGAAGCGGAAGAGGAUGGCAACAGAACUGUCUGAUGCGAUCCUUGAAGGAUACCCCAAGAGCAAGAAGCAGUUCUUUGAGGAAGUUGGGAUAGAGACUGAUGAAGAUUACAACGUGAAGCUCCCAGACCCUUGAGGAGUCCUCUGCAGGAUGGGGGAAUGGAAGCAACGUCCUGGACUGGCUGCCUCCUUCAGGUUGGCUUCUUUGUUCCUGCUGCUUUCCACCUUUGAGCAGAGCAGCUGGGAGAGGGGCAUGAACCAGAAUACAGGGCUCAGGGAGUGAGCAGGCCCAGAGUGGAUGGUUGUCAUGCUCGUUUCAUCUAGAUUCCAAUUGCUUGCGCUUAAACUUGGAACAACGCUAAAGGAAAGCAUUUGGCAAUAUUUAUUGUACUAUAAUUUGAUAUAAAAAUACUUAAUUUCCUCUGGAUAACGAAACCUCCCAGCUGUCAACCCUGAGGAAGGCUACCGGGUAGAGAGAAGCUAGUAUACACAGCAUUCGAGGAGCCCAAGGCUUUACCCAGGACUUUUCUGGGCUCUGUACCCCAGGAGGCCUUUAAAGUAUCUUCUCUACCCCUUCACGCCACUCCCAAGUCCUGGGAGAAACACAAGCAGCACUGAGAUGGUGGAGACCCAGAUAUGCUCGACAGGAUGGCUGGGAGUGAUUUUGAGGCCCAGUUCACUUUCAAAAAUUGUAACUUUAGCAAAAUUGCGAUGUUGGUGUUUAGAAUAUUAAAAAAAAAUUUAAUAUGUA